AUGGGUCAACUACCAUUGGCACGGCUUACGCCCUACGUGAGAGCUUUCACUUUCGUGGGACUCGACUAUUUCGGCCCGCUGACUGUGCGAGUUGGACGAGCGAAUGCCAAGCGGUGGGUGGCCCUAUUUACCUGCUUGACGACCAGGGCAGUGCAUUUAGAGGUCGCGGCUUCGUUAUCCACGGAGUCCUGCAAACAAGCCAUCCGAAGGUUCAUUGCACGGAGAGGAGCUCCUCAGGAGAUUUACUCGGACCAGGGAACAAAUUUCCAGGGAGUUAGCAGCGAACUGUCCAAACAGUUACGUUCGGUUAACGAAUCGCUUGCCCCCACGAUCACCAACCAAAGGACCCAGUGGAAAUUCAAUCCACCGUACGCACCUCACAUGGGUGGCGUGUGGGAGAGGCUUGUGCGUUCCGUUAAGAAGGGUCUCAGCUGUCUGCUCACGGAUAGACAUCCCGACGAUGAAGCGUUGAAUACUGUACUGACGGAAGUCGAAUCGCUGGUGAACUCACGCCCUCUGACUUACCUACCGCUGGAGAGCGAGGAGCACGAAGCGUUGACGCCCAAUCAUUUUUUGCUUCUAAGCUCAAGCGGGGUGGUUCAACCAGCUACACGGCCAACGGAGGAAGGGACUGCUCUUCGUUCCAGCUGGAAUGCCAUCCAGGUUAUGCUGGACCAUUUUUGGAAGCGUUGGCUCAGGGAGUACCUCCCGGUAAUGUCGCCUCAAUCAAAAUGGUUUGGCGAGGUGCGGAACGUUCGGGUCGGUGAUCUGGUCAUGAUAGCUAGCGAAAAGGAGAGAAAUAGCUGGACGCGAGGAAGAGUACUACGCGUCUACCCAGGUAAAGAUAGGCGGACAAGGCGAGUCGACGUGCAGACUUCGAUGGGUGUUCAUCAACGUCCGGUUUCCAAGUUGGCUGUACUGAACAUCGCCGGAGAUUCUGGUAUAGCUGAAGGUCCUGGCAGCAAUACGGGUGGGGGUAUGUACGCGGCUGAACCCAUGUCGUUCAGUACCGCCCGAACAGCUUCGGUACCACCAACAGCGUCAAACUAA
Messenger RNA from Aedes albopictus (Asian tiger mosquito), 1050 nucleotides. RefSeq lists its product as uncharacterized. NCBI's taxonomy places the organism in Eukaryota, Metazoa, Arthropoda, Insecta, Diptera, Culicidae. The record is from RefSeq and is a predicted model, not a curated record. The transcript has a single exon. The coding region runs from base 1 to 1050 and encodes 349 amino acids. Gene Ontology annotation, molecular function: nucleic acid binding. Gene Ontology annotation, biological process: DNA integration.